CAAACCGACACACACCCAUUGUUGGCGCUCUAGUCGAGGUUUUCUGUGAUUUCUUGAUUGAUUUUCUUAUUACUGGAUUCAUCUAUUAGGUUAUUUGUUUAGCAAAGAGUGUUGAUCAAAGGAACUUGAGACAAAGUAAGAAACCACUGCCAGACGAUGUUUCUGGCUGGCUGUCAGAGAGAAAACAUACAAUCCGUCGGCACGCGAUCGACUUUGACCUGACUGAUCUUAUCGAGUAGAGAACUAACCUUCAAAAUGGUCACGUAAUCAGUAUCAGGAUUUGCAACAGUAAUCUUCCAUUUUAACUUUAUUUGAAUAAAGAUAUCAAAACCAGACGACACAACAAAAAAAUCACCCAAACGAUGUGCAGAAAGAGACGAAUAUUUUACCAGCAGAUAGCAUCGAAUAUGCAGUCAAUAAAGUCACAGACAUGAGUUUAGGCAUAGAUACUGCUCAAGACAAUGGAGACAAGCGAAAUGAAAUAUGUGCAUGUUUGCAGCUUUCCAGUGUAAAUUACUUACUACAUAAACAUACUGAAGAUACUGUUUAUGGCAAGAGAUGCCUCKAAAUAGCUAAGGAAACUCGUGAUAUCAGAGUAGAAUCACAGGCUAACACGAUACUCAUAAAUGCCUAUCAAGGUCUACAGCAAUAUAAGGAUGUCAUUAGGUAUGGCAAGAGAGGUCUACAAAUAGCCAGGCAAACUGGGAACACACAAACUGAAAUGCAGAUAUGCGCUAUACUUGGCAAUGCCUAUCAAUUGCUAGGCCUAAAUAAUGAUGUCUUUGCGUAUGGAAAAAGAUGUCUAGAGAUAGCUGAGGAAACCGGGGACAAACGCAAUGAAAUUAUUGCCUUGGUCGAACUUGCUAAUGCACAUAAUUCAUUGAAACAAUAUGACAAUGCUAUUGUGUAUUGUGAGAGGAUUCAAGGGAUAGCAAAGGAAACUCGUUAUAAGAGCAGUCAGAACAGUGAUAAUAAUGUCGAUAAAGUCYAACAAAUGAUAUCCUACAGAUCAAAAGUAGCUAUAUCCAUAUUUACGGGAGAUCCAUCUGCAGCUGUUAGUAAUGGUCUAAAAUAUUUUGAGUUAGCUGAGAAACUUAGUGACAGAGAUAGUCAAUGGGAAGCAUGUUUCGGACUAUCACUUGCAUACUUAUCAUUAAACCAACACGAUAGAGCUAUUGUGUAUGGCAAGAGAUGUCUGGAAAUAGCCGAGGAAACUGGUGAUAAGCUUMAAGAAAUGUAUACUUGUUCAGAGCUUUCCAAAGCGAAUUACUUUUUACAGAAUUAUAAUGAUGCUAUUGUAUUUGGUAAGAGAUUCCUUGAGAUAGCUAAGGAAAUAGGUGACAUUGAGAUGGAAUUUACGGCUUGUGCUAUCAUAGUUAGUGCUUGCCAAAAUCUCAAUCAGUAUGAGAAUAUUAUUUUGUAUGGCAAGAGGUUUCUACAGAUAACUAAAAUAAUCUAUAAGAAACAGAGUGAAAUGUGGAUGUGCUGUCUACUUUCCAAUGCGUAUCAAUCACUAAAACAAUAUAGUGCUGCUAUUGACUAUGGCAAAACAUGCCUGGAGUUAGCAGAGAAAGCCGGUGAUAAAGAGAGAGAGACUACUGCCUUGUUCGUACUUGCAACAGCAUAUAACUCACUAGAACAAUUUGAUGAUGCUAUUGAAUAUAGCAAGAGAUGUGUAGAGAUAGCACAUCAAAUUCAUCGUACUAAGGAUAAAAUGGGUGGCCUUCUGUUACUUGCCUAUGCAUAUCGUUGCAACAAGCAAUUUAGUGAUGCUAUUGCGCAAGGCAAGAAAUGUCUAAAAAUGGCUGAGCAAACAAAUGACAAAGGUCAAUAUCAAAUGCAGGCUUUAUUAGGACUGGUACAAACGCACAAUUCACUAAACCAAUACGAUGAUGCUAUUGAGUACAGCAAGAUAUAUGUAAAGAUAGCAGAGCAAAAUAAUCAAACAAACAAUGAAAUGGAUGGUUUUCUAUUACUUGCCAAUGCAUGCCUUCACAACAAUCAAUACGAUGAUGCUAUUGUGUAUGGUAAGAGAUGUCUAGAAAUAGCAAAGGAAACUGGUGAUAAAGACAAAGAAAUCGUUUCUUAUGAGAUACUUUCUGUUGCUAAUAGUAAUGCUGAAUUGAGUGAURAUGCUUUAUCUUACGGCAAAAAAUGGCUGGAAAAUGUCAACGAAACACGGAAAGAAAUCACGGAAUUAAACGUUUGUUGCGUACUUGCAGAAGGAUCUAUCAGAAAUGGACGACAUGACGAUUCUAUUGUUUACAACAUGAGAUUCCUUGAUAUUGCUAAGGAAAUCGGCAACCAAGACUUAAAGGUGGAGGGUUCUCUUAAAYUUUUUGAUGUCUACAAUGCACUUGAACAACACGAUCUUGCCUUUUCUUACUUUGAAUCGGCCAUGGAUUCAAGUACUACAACAAAAUUGCUGUUAAGAUGCGAAAAUCGUUUCAUUCUCUUUUUCACCAAAUUUAUCGGUGCAGUAGCAUUAACAAACAUGACUGACGACGAAAAAAUGCUCAACCUUUCUGAUGCAGAAAGAUUGGUAGCUCUACGAAAGAUGUCCAUCAUUUAUAUAAAAUUGGGACAAUAUGAAUUAAGCAUCAAAUGUCUACAACUAAUUAUUGAAAUUAAUAUUGGUAUUCCGCAGGUCAUGAAAAAUGCAUUUUGCUUUUUCAAAAUUGGGCAGUGUCAUGAACUACAAAGUAAUUACCAGGAAGCAAUUCAAGCAUAUCAACUUGCAUUCUCCUAUGCAAAUAAAUCAGGCAGUAUAUAUACUUCGUUCAUUUCCUUGUACUCUCAAGGUGAUUUGUACUUCAAAAGCAAUGAUAUCGACAAUGCAAUAAGUGUUCUUAAGGAAGGUCUUGUCAAUGCAAAUAUCAUUGUAGACUAUUAUUCAAGUCCCUUGAUUAUUCAUUCAAGCUUACCUAAGCUUUACCCAUCUGAGGAAGACAAAAUCUUUCUAUUCCAUGAUCUAAGUCGAUGUCAUAAAUUGCUUGCCAAAGCAUUAAUAAUGAAGGGUAAAGUUGAAGAUGCUCUGCUGCAAUUAGAGAAUUGUCGUGGUAGAUUACUCUUGGAACAACUUCUUAGAAAGUAUGACAUGACACGUGAUGUCGAGUGUCAAAGAGACCGCCUGACGUUCACCGAGAUUCAUUCAUUUGUGUCAAACUACAACUGCAGUAUUCUAUUCUACUUCGUUGGUGAAGACAGCCUCCAUAGAUUUCUCAUUGAAGGCGAUAAAGAUUUAAAAGUUCAUUCGCAAACAAUAAAAAACUGUGACAAAGUCAUUCAUUCUCACAUCAAUAAAUUCUUGUCAGAGAUGAGAAUUCAAAAUGUCCGAAAUUGUGAAAACAGAUCUCUUGACCAUUUACUAGAGGCAUCAAGAGGAGAGAGGGCGGGUCCUCCGUCUGAGGGUGACGAUGAAAGCAGCAUGGAAAGUGAAUCACAAGCAUUAUUUCACAUACUGUUCAGAGGACUUUCAAUGGAUGAACUGGAAAACAACUUAGUCAUCAUACCAGAUGGCCCACUAUUCAGAGUACCAUUUGCUGCCUUGCAAAAUCCGGACCCCGAAAAAAAUGGAAGCCGCUUGUUCGAAACGAAAUAUAUUCGCAUCCUUCCUUCAAUUCAAACAUUAAUACUUUUGGACAAAGAAAAAACAACUCAGCAAGACUACGACGAUAGUCUAAUCAUCGGAAAUCCUGAAGUAGGGACGGUGAUACUCAGUGGUGUAGAAGAGAAAGUGGAACCACUACCAAAUGCUGAGAAAGAAGCGGAAGAAAUUGCUCAAGUUCUCGGCGUUAAAGCCCUGAAAGGACGCUAUGCAAACAAACCAGCCGUGUUGAGAAAACUACGACAAUCAAAUCCAAUGGUUAUUCACAUAGCUGCACAUGGUUUCGUAGAGAAAUCUACAAUCGCACUGGCGCCGUCAUAUGAUGCUUACAAAAUGAGAAAAGUUCCAAUAGAAACCGACUAURUGUUGACGAUGAAGGAGGUUCAGAGGGCUAAUGCUCAUACAAAGUUAGCUGUGCUGGGAUGCUGUCAUAGUGGAUGCGGUGAAACCCCAGUUGAAGGAGUCAUUGGCAUGUGUCGUGCGUUCUUAGCAUCUGGUGCACGCGCAGUGGUGUCUACUUUAUGGGCCAUCGACGAUGGAGCCACACUAGAGUUCAUGAAAAUAUUCUACAGAAACUUAAAGGACGGGAAAAGUGCUGGAACAAGUUUGAGGCUCACUAUGACAGAAAUGAAAACUUCUAGUAAUCAAUACAAAGAUCCCAAAUAUUGGGCGCCAUUCUUCCUAAUGGGUGAAGAUGUAACAGUCGACAUACCUUAUGAACCUCUUUAA
Messenger RNA from Exaiptasia diaphana, 4336 nucleotides. Its product is annotated as tetratricopeptide repeat protein 28. The transcript is spliced from 5 exons. The record is from RefSeq and is a predicted model, not a curated record. Bases 431 to 4336 code for a protein of 1301 amino acids. Gene Ontology annotation, molecular function: protein binding. NCBI's taxonomy places the organism in Eukaryota, Metazoa, Cnidaria, Anthozoa, Actiniaria, Aiptasiidae.